AUGCAGCUUUACAUUGGAGCAGUGUUCUGGACACUCGCUCUAGCCCGUGCUGUCCCUCCUCAAUACAUCAACUUUCCCUCUACCGACAAUAACCACGAUGCUUUCAACGGUCAUUUGCAUUCAUUUGACCUCCGGAGCGCUGAUCAGUUUCAACGGAACAUAAGCAUUGUCGGCCUGUCUGCCUCUGCCUCCGCGAACCGGCCUUUCGUCGAGUACAACUUCAACCUGACCGCAGGCCCCUUUGCCCCCGCCGCCUAUUGUCACGCCUCCAUCUCCACCCCUGAUGCAAACAACCUCCUUACCACGGACUGGAUUCAAUGUGACCUUCCGCCGUUGGAUUCAACCGACACCAAGUCGGACGACAAGGCCACUCCAACCUCCUACAGCCAAUACCAAGGCUCGAGCAAGGUCCGCAGAAUCGCUGCUGCAAGCCGAAGCGAAGUUUCCCGAGCCUCAACGGCCUUCAGAUGGACUCAAAACCCUGAAGGAAGCGCCACCCUCGAUGUUGACUCGAACAUCACCGUAGCCAGGGACGGCGACGGCAACAGCAGAGGCGUCAUCAUCCGCCAGCAGGCUGUGUAUGACAUCCCGGCCGAGGAUAUCGUUGGCCACGCCGAGUACCGGGGACCACAGGAGGUGGACGCUCGGGUGCAGAAGACGGAGAUCUGUGACGAUGUGGAUGGGAGCAAGACUUGCAACGAGAUUGGCAAUGCUGCAUAG
Molecule: messenger RNA, 720 nt
Organism: Neurospora tetraspora
Lineage: Eukaryota; Fungi; Ascomycota; Sordariomycetes; Sordariales; Sordariaceae
Exons: 2
Coding region: 1-720 (239 amino acids)
Source: RefSeq, a predicted model, not a curated record